AUGCAACAGAUUUUGUCAAAAUUUCAGGAACUAUUUUCUGACAAGCUGCCAAACGAGUUGCCGUUGUUGAGAGAUUUACAGCACCACAUUGAUUUGGUACCUGGGGCUAGUCUACCAAAUCUUCCACAUUAUCUCAUGAGCCCUAAGGAGAAUGACAUCCUAAGAGAGCAGAUUGAAGAAUUGUUACAAAAGGGUUUUAUCAGGGAGAGCUUGAGUCCCUAUGCGGUUCCAGUCAUUCUUAUUCCAAAGAAAGAUCAGUCAUGGCGUAUGUGUGUUGAUAGUCGAGCAAUCAACAAGAUUACAAUAAAAUACAGAUUUCUCAUCCCGUGA
This is a messenger RNA of Prunus armeniaca (apricot), 330 nucleotides long. The record is from the annotation of a GenBank genome assembly. NCBI's taxonomy places the organism in Eukaryota, Viridiplantae, Streptophyta, Magnoliopsida, Rosales, Rosaceae.